Neoarius graeffei (lesser salmon catfish) is the source of this 3246-nucleotide messenger RNA. RefSeq names its product calpain 12 (gene capn12). Gene Ontology annotation, molecular function: calcium ion binding; calcium-dependent cysteine-type endopeptidase activity. NCBI's taxonomy places the organism in Eukaryota, Metazoa, Chordata, Actinopteri, Siluriformes, Ariidae. The transcript is spliced from 21 exons. The record is from RefSeq and is a predicted model, not a curated record. Gene Ontology annotation, cellular component: cytoplasm. Bases 147 to 2303 code for a protein of 718 amino acids. Gene Ontology annotation, biological process: proteolysis; negative regulation of apoptotic process.
GAGUGAGUUAAUGCGCUUAUGGCACUUUUACGCGCUGCGCAGAUCUGGGCGGAAACCAGAGGCAGGGUGGGACACUGAGACUUCAUAUAGACUUCUCCCCUAAACUUAGCAUUCCUCACAACCUUUCAAAACAAUCCAGCUGAAACAUGUCGGACAGCACCUCCGGUCCGGGCUCCAUCACCAAUCCAAAGAAGUUUAAGAGCCAGGACUUCAUGUCUCUGCGUGAUGAAUGUCUCCAAUCCGGCAAGCUCUUCGUGGACCCGAGUUUUACUGCUGACCAGAACUCCAUCGGCAUGCCGGCAGAUCCGGACCCUAAAAUGGCCAUCAAGUGGCUGAGACCCAAGGAAAUCAAUAGCAAUGCCGUCUUCGUUGAAGGAACCACAGGCACUACUGAUAUCUGCCAGGGCCAACUGGGUAACUGCUGGUUUCUCGCUGCUCUAUCCUGUCUCACUAUGCACCCUAAUCUGUUUGAGAAAGUGGUUCCAUCAGGACAAACGAUGGAUGCAUCCUAUGCUGGAAUCUUCCACUUCAGGUUCUGGCAGUAUGGUGAGUGGGUGGAGGUGGUGGUGGAUGACAGGUUGCCUGUGCGAGGAGGCCGUCUGCUCUUCAGCUACUCACGCACUAAAAACGAGUUCUGGAGCGCCCUAGUGGAGAAGGCUUACGCCAAGUUAAUUGGUUCCUACAACAGUCUAAAGGGAGGCAAUAUUUCUGAGGGAAUGGAGGACUUCACGGGUGGCAUUGCCUACACUCGUCCUGUUUCCUUCCGCACUCCUCCCGUCCUGUGGAGGACUCUCACUUCAGCGCUGUCCCGAGGAACCCUACUCAGCUGCUUCAUACAGGCCAGAAGCGUGAACGAGAUCGGCAGUGUGACUCCUGAGGGGUUAGUCAAAGGUCAUGCCUAUGCCAUCACUGCCACAGAUAAGGUGCACAGGGAAGCUGAAGUGGUGUUACUGGUGAGACUGAGAAACCCCUGGGGAUUUGUGGAGUUCUGUGGACCCUGGAGUGACACGUGUAAAAACUGGGCUGGCAUAGACAGUGCAGAGAAGACCAGAAUUAAAUUGCGCAUUGAAGAAGAUGGAGAGUUUUGGAUUGGGGUGCAAGACUUUUGUAAGCUGUUUGACACAGUGGAGUUGUGUAGUUUGGAUCCUGAUGCUGGAGAAGGAGGUAAUGCCACCAACACCUCCUCCUGGUCCUUGACCUCCCACAAGGGAUCCUGGGUGCCCAUGUGCUCUGCAGGGGGCAGCCGCAGAUACCCAAAAACUUUCUGGAAGAACCCUCAGUUCCAUUUGGUUCUGUCGCAGCAGGACGUGGAGGACGUGGAGACCGAAGAGGAUGAGUCAGAUGGUGAUGGUGAUGAUGAUGAUGAUAAUGUCGGCACUGCAGCCCAGGCAAAGAGCACUGUGGACAAACAAAAACAGAAGAUGAAGAAGUACACGGUACUGAUAGAACUGCUGCAGAAAGACCGUCGACUGAAAGACAAAAUCCACUUCCUGUAUAUCGGCUUCCACAUUUACAAAGUGCCUCCUGAGCUGCAGGACAGCACAGGUUCUUUCAACAAAGCGUUUUUUGCUACUAACCCACUGGUGGGCCGCUCUGGAAAGUAUCGUAACACACGGGCUGUGUGGAGGAAAGUGCACUUGGACCCAGGGCACUACAUCAUUGUGGUGUCCACAGUGAGACCCAACAAGCCCGGGGAGUUUUUCCUCCGCAUCUAUGCCAAGAACGGCAACACACUGGGGGUUCGUGAGACCACCUGUCCUACUGCUGUUACCAAGACUGUCAUGUCAACACCUCCAUCACCUGAGGAUGAGAGAACGGUGAAGAAGUGGUUUGAUGAGGAAGCUGGACCGGAUGACAAAUUAGAUGCGCUGGAGUUUAUGAAGCUGGUCAACACAGUGCUGGAGAAGGACUACCAUGUUCCUCUGGAAAUCUGCAGACAACUCAUUUUCACGCAAGAUACUGGAGGUCGAGGCAGGCUGAGUCGUGAUCAGGCCGAUAAUCUCCUCUCAUCUCUGCGCACUCUGCAGUUAAUCUUUCUUGAGUAUGAUGAGGAUUCCUCUGGAACCAUUAGUCCUUUUGAGCUCAGUCAAGCUCUUAAAGCAGCAGGUGUGCAGUGUGAUAAUAACAUACUACACAUGCUGUGGGAGCGCUUUGGCUCUGGAGAGGAGCAGCUGCCUUUCUACACCUUUGUGUCAUGUGUUACCAGACUGCAAGUCCUCUUUGCUCUGUUUGAGUCAGAAAGCAGUCUGGAAGUGAAGAGCAGGGGGAUCGACACGUGGCUGCUCAGGCUGCUGGCUGUGUGAGCGCGCUCAGAUGUGACACCUCAGCAGGACAGACCUGUACAGCCAGGACUAUACAGACGUCAUCCACCUGGACCUGCGUUAUUUCUCUCUCUCACGCUCUCUCUAUUUCAUUACAUUUACAUCACACUCUCUCUUGUUCCAAUCACUUCCACCAACCCACCCACGCACACACACCUAUCCAUCCAUCCAUCCAUCCAUCCAUCCAUCCAUCCAUCCAUCUCUCCAUCACACAGGUCAUGGGGUCAUUCCUGAUUAUGGACCCAGACACACACUAUCUGCUUUUGUGUUUAGAAUAGGAUCAUAAAAAAACCUAUGUUCUGUAUUACUAUAUUUUGUAUUCGCGUUCCUUUUUAUUAUAUAAAAGUCUGAUACAAAAGGAUUUUGUAUCAUGCAAUAUUAUUAUUCUAUCCUGUCUAAUUUGGCACAAACUCUAUUGUCAAUUCACAAAUACUAUAUGCUAUGAAUCCAUACGGAACAGAAGUUACUGAUUUUUUUUCUUUCCAUCAUAAAAUGAUCAUAAAUAUUCCAGUGUUAAGCAUACAACAAAUAUUCAUUUAUUCGCUUAUCGCUUCCAAGUUGUGCCAAAUUCCUCAAAUGCUCUACAGUAGUUAUCAAGAACAAAAUACAAACAUCUGUAACAUCCAAAAUGUCCAAGAGAUAAGAAUGCAACAAAAAUGUUACAAAAGGCUGGGAUUAGUUUGAGAUAAUAUUCAUUUUGCUUUGAACGUUCAUCAAAUAUUUUAGGAAUGCAACACUUUUAUUCUGUUGGAAUGCAGUUAUUGGGUCUUAAGCCUGAUGUGAACCAAAACUAUUUUUAUUAACAUCAACUCCGAAUGUAUUAACAGUAUCUGAGAAUGAAGCUAUGUCUUAUCUUUUUAAUAUUUCUAACAGUGGGCAUGCGAAUCAAUGAUCUUCCAAAUAAAUCUGAGUAUCCUGAUAUAAA